This is a messenger RNA of Triticum urartu, 708 nucleotides long. RefSeq lists its product as uncharacterized. The record is from RefSeq and is a predicted model, not a curated record. NCBI's taxonomy places the organism in Eukaryota, Viridiplantae, Streptophyta, Magnoliopsida, Poales, Poaceae.
UAAUCUGUCGACGAGCAUGACCGCUGAAACCUACAAGAAGCCGUCGCCCGGAGCACGGGCGCAGGCCGAGCUGCACCCCCUAUAAGACUAGGCCUCUCUCCCUGUCCCAAGCUCGAUAGAUUCCAAAGCCAGCCAACCACCGACCGAUCGAUAAUGGAGGGGCUCAUCCCGUUCGUCUACAAGGCCAUCAAGGAGCGGCGCACCCGGAGCUACUCCAGGUGCGGCGCCGCCGUGGCGGACGAGGACGACGACUGGGAGCAGCAGAAGCAGCAGUGGGCCGCGGCGGCGGACGGCGCGGGGAGGGAGGCGGGGCACCGGCGGCACCGGUCGCUGGAGGAGCUGGCCGGCGAGGUGGGCUCCGCGGCGCCGGAGUGGCCGGCCAGCGGGGCCAUGCGCAGGGGCAGGAGCGCCAGGAUCUUGUCCUGCAUCGGCGGCAUGUAAUCAAAUCAACCUCGCCGCGACGACGUCCGUCGAUCCGACCGAGCGUGCGUUGGUGUGUGUAGUAAGUACAGUACAUACGAAUGAUACGUGCAAGCCUACGCGGUUACGAAGUGCUUGGCUUUGCUUGUGCUUUAGCUGCUUGAUUAGUCGUGCCUGUAAGCUUGGUAUAAGGUUGAGGGUGAUCUCAAGAGUAGAAGGGAGCUCGUCUAGUGCGCGCGUGUUGUGUGUACUCCAACCAAAAUGUAUAUACAUGGGAUUUUUAUUUCA